AUGGGUUCUUCAGUAAUACCAUUUGAAGACCUUAAUCAGUACCCUGAUUCUACUUCCUCUUCUUCCAGAAUCUUACCAAAAAUUGAGCCAAAACUUGAACCCAUUGAUGAACACUCCCCCUUUUUUACAACCCCUUCCGACCCCAAUUUACGCUCCAAAUUUCACCGCAUUUCUGAGCUCUUCGAAAAUGCUUUCACCUACCCGGAUUCUAGCACCAAUAUUAUUCCUGUCAAAAACUCGGAAAUCCAGCUGUCAAAUUUCGCUAUUUCGACGCAGGGAGCUUGCCAAUACAUCCGCCGGCGCUCCUCCAUUCUAGUCUCUGUAACUGAUCUCCAGCUCGAGAAUCGGCGCCACUUUCGGGACUUGAUUCGUCUGACCCGGAUGCUAUACGACUGCCUGUGGGUCUUCUUCAUUGUAGAGGAUGAGAUGUUGGAAAAAUGA
Molecule: messenger RNA, 441 nt
Organism: Olea europaea var. sylvestris
Lineage: Eukaryota; Viridiplantae; Streptophyta; Magnoliopsida; Lamiales; Oleaceae
Exons: 1
Coding region: 1-441 (146 amino acids)
Source: RefSeq, a predicted model, not a curated record